AGAGCUGGCUUGUGCCUAGGGAACGCUGAACAGCAGCAUCGGGGUGAGAUCUGAUGGGCAUUUGGGAAGCUGGAAAACAGGAUUUGCUGGCCAAGUGGUCUGGGAACGAUGGCUUUUGGAUGUGAGGUUUGGGUUCCAGUGCAUGAGUGACUGAAGUACACUUAAGCUUUUUCCUCUUCAAAUGUCUGUGGUUGUUCAUAGGUGAUUGUCAUUGUUGGAGACCUUGCAUUACACAGAACUCUCUAUCCCGAGUCUCUCAUCAGAAAAUAUCUUCAGAAGAAGCCUUUGGUCUUCACCUUCAGGCAGAUUUCUACUUUAGAGAUCGCGUCAUCCCCCUUCCUGUGAAAAUAACAUGAACCAGAAAGUGUUAGUUUUCCUUCUCCCAAAUUUUUUUUUUGGGAUAUUUCUUUUUGGGUUUUUCUGUAAGAGACAAAAAAAUCUAACAGGUGUUUUUCCUGAUCCCACUGCAGAGUGGCUGGCAAUUCAAAAUGAUCGCAAAAGCACACUGGCUUCCGUCUGCCUGAAGAACAACUUUCGUAAAUUAAGCAGCAAAUUGGAUUCUUAUGUUGCAAGCCGGCUCUUUGUGGAGCACAAACAUAAGUUUAUCUACUGUGAGGUGCCCAAGGUAGGCUGCUCCAACUGGAAGAGAACUAUUUUUAUUCUCCAAGAAGACUUGAAUACAGAAGCUUCUGAAAUUGAGCAUGACCAGAUCCACCAAACCUCGGUGAUCAAAAAGCUAGACAGUUAUCCUCCUGCCAGGCAAAAGGAAUUUCUGAACAAUUACACCAAAGUGAUGUUCACCAGACAUCCCUUGGAACGGCUGGUUUCAGCUUACAGGGACAAACUUCUGCACUCAGAGCCAUAUUACAGUAUCACUAUUGCUAAUGAGAUGAAGGCAAUGUUCAGGAAAAACAAAAAUUCUUCUGAAAAAGUGAGCUUCCAGGAGUUUGUCAGCUUCAUUAUAUCAAGAAGGCCAGAGAGUCUUGACAUUCACUGGAAACCCAUGUUUCUGCUCUGUGAUCCUUGCAACAUUCACUAUGAUAUUCUGGGUAAGUAUGAAACUUUGGGGAUAGAUUCUGAGCAUGUUUUGAGGGCCAUUGGAGCACCAGAGAACCUGCAAUACCCCAGCUUGAAGAGGUAUAGCUCAGAGAAGCGAACUAGUGGUGCCAUCACCUUGGAGUAUCUCAGACAAUUGAACUCAGAACAAAUUGAGAAGAUAAUGAAAAUGUAUCAAAUGGAUUUUUUCAUGUUCAACUACACUAUGGAAUACAAGGAUUAUUUUUCCCUGCAUGACUAACAUAGGUUAAACAAAGAACAAUUUCCUUUGUACAAAAUGGGCUGAACUUGGCCUCACAGCUGCUUGAUAGGUGGGUUGGCAACUGACUGAUGCUGAGAUUUUACUGGUGUUUGGAGACAUGGUUCAUCAUCCUAAGCACUCUUAUAACAAAUCUUUGCCGUGACCUGUUGUAUGGUACAGUACUUUACCUAGA
Messenger RNA from Columba livia (rock pigeon), 1490 nucleotides. Its product is annotated as carbohydrate sulfotransferase 9. The record is from RefSeq and is a predicted model, not a curated record. Gene Ontology annotation, cellular component: membrane. Gene Ontology annotation, biological process: carbohydrate biosynthetic process; proteoglycan biosynthetic process. Bases 353 to 1297 code for a protein of 314 amino acids. The transcript has 5 exons. Gene Ontology annotation, molecular function: sulfotransferase activity. NCBI's taxonomy places the organism in Eukaryota, Metazoa, Chordata, Aves, Columbiformes, Columbidae.